GAUUGCAAUUCUUAAUACUCCAGUCUGUCUGGAGCCGGGAGAAGAAUACUCUGUGGAUGUGUAUUUUUCUCAGCCCUCUGCCUCUGAGACAAAGGGAAAAUCAUUCAUCUUGAUUGACUCUCUUGGACUUAUUCCCAGAAUUGACUCCGUGGAGAACUUAUGCAGUGAAAAGGAUUUAGAUGAGUACCAGAAGUAUCACUGUGUUGAAAUUGCAUCAGAAGUUGGAGCUCACGUCCUGCCCGAAACAUGUGCACAGCUCAUAGUGAGCAUGUCAGCCCGUAUUCACAAUGGCGCCGUUGCAUGUAAGUGCAAUCCCCAGGGGUCGCUGAACACCAGCUGCAGUAAACUGGGUGGCCAGUGUCAGUGCAAAGCCAACGUCGUGGGACGCUGCUGUGACACCUGCUCUGCAGGCAGCUAUGGCUUCGGCUUCCACGGCUGCUGCGCGUGCGAGUGCCACCCGCAAGGCUCGCUGGGCACGCUGUGUGACCAGGUGACGGGGCAGUGCUCCUGCCGCCCAGAGGUGGCUGGCCAGCGCUGCAGCCGCCCUCUGCCCGGCUAUUUCGGAUUCCCCCACUGCCGCCCUUGCUCCUGUAAUGGCUACACGGAGCUUUGUGAUCCGGUGACAGGAGCGUGCCUGAACUGCCGUGGCUUUACAGCUGGAAGCCACUGUGAAAGGUGUGUGGAUGGCUACUAUGGAAACCCCCUGACCAGGGAACCCUGCCGCCCAUGCAUGUGCCCAGGGGCACCUAUGAGCAACAGCUAUUUUGCACAUUCCUGUUACCAGGACUCCCAGUCUGCACAGCUAGUCUGCAAUUGUCUCGAGGGAUAUUCAGGCAAUCGGUGUGAUGAGUGUCCUAGUGGGUUCUACAAAAACCCAGGUAGCCCCCGGCUUGACUGUGUGCCAUGUCCCUGCAAUAACAACAUUAAUGUGACAGACCCAGAGUCCUGCAACAGGGUCACAGGGGAAUGCACCAAGUGUUUACAUAACACCCACGGAGCAAACUGCCAGUUCUGCAGACCAGGGUAUUUUGGCUCAGCCUUCAAUCAAAACUGUCAAAGGUGCACGUGCAAUCUGGAGGGUGUUCACCCUGCCAUGUGCCCGGGGGGGGACGCAGCCUGUCUGUGUGACCCAGCCACAGGAGCUUGUCCUUGCCUGCCCAACGUGGUGGGUGUGACAUGCAACCAGUGUGCCUCUGGCUACUGGGACCUGUAUAGUGGGAAAGGAUGUCAGAACUGUGACUGUGAUCCAAAAAACUCCCAAAGCAACCACUGCAACCAGCUUACAGGCCAGUGUCCAUGUAAACUAGGCUACCGUGGAAGAAGCUGCAAUGAAUGUGAGGAAAAUUACUUUGGUGAUCCCCAGAGACAUUGCAUUUCGUGUGAGUGUAACCCAGAAGGAACCAGCCAGCCCAAGUGUGACCAAGCCACCGGCGCGUGUAACUGCCGCGCUGGCGUCACCGGCCGGUUCUGCAGCCAGUGCGGCCGGGGCUUUGAGAGCGCCUUCCCCUCCUGCCGCCAGUGCCAUCUCUGUUUCCAUCAGUGGGACGCUGCGGCCGCUGCCCUCGCCCACGCUGUGCAGGGGCUCCUGAGGCUCGCUGCAAACCUCGAAGAUAAAGGAGGGCAAAUGCCCAGCUGUGACCUGCGCCUCAAAGCCUUCGGAGAUGCCAUUUUUGAAGUUGAAAGAAUUUUGAGACAUCCUGUCCUUUCACUGCAGGCCCUCUCAGGCAUCAAGGAUUUUCAGGGCUAUGUUCAACGAGAAGUUGCACAAAUGGAUCCCCUUCACAGUACACUGUAUGAGUUUCCUGACCUCAACAAGAACAUAGAAGAUAUUGGGGCAGAAGCUGACCUAGCAUAUGAACUUCUACAACAGAAAAUACAUCUGCAUCAAAGUUUUCAUUACUUCAACAUCCAAGGUAAGGCAGCCAGCAAUCAAUUAAAAAUGAGUAGAUGUAGCACUUGA
Merops nubicus (carmine bee-eater) is the source of this 1960-nucleotide messenger RNA. RefSeq names its product laminin subunit beta-4-like. Gene Ontology annotation, biological process: axon guidance. Gene Ontology annotation, cellular component: basement membrane. The transcript has 10 exons. Lineage: Eukaryota; Metazoa; Chordata; Aves; Coraciiformes; Meropidae. The annotation marks the transcript as partial. The record is from RefSeq and is a predicted model, not a curated record. Gene Ontology annotation, molecular function: extracellular matrix structural constituent.